AUGGAACACGAUGGUCAUACACGACACCGAGGUCGCGGACGCGGACGCCAUCACUGGAGGGAUGAAGACGAGCACAAUACCUCUCGCUCUCAUGGCUUGCCAUUGAUGAUUGUCGACCCACCCGGCCAUUCUCGGUACCAGAAAUCAAGAAAUUCGGGAGACAUCAGCGAUAAAUCGAGUCCAAAGAGCAAACCUAGCGACGCCCGUUUCCAUGCUCAUGAAUCCCACCGUCAACGGUCACGCAGCAUCACCCCAGGGACGAGCGGCCGCCACAGAACCAAUCAGAAAAAGAAACAUCCGCCAAGGGAACGCAGCAAAAUUGAGCAUGUUGUAGAAAAAUAUGCUAUGGAAAAGCAUGCUGCAGAAAAGGCGAUUAGUACGGCAGUAGGGGCAGCGUACCGAAUUCGGAAUGAUCAUGGGUUGUGGCUUGGAAAGAAGGGAUUCAAAGUCGCCACAGUGGCCACAGCUUCAGCAACCAUGGACAUACUCUUGGAUCACGACCCGAAAAAACAUCCCCUCGCGCACAUAGCAGUGUCGGCGGUCCAGAAAGCUGUUCUCAAUCGGAUUAUGAACGUGAAAUAAUUAUUGGGGGUUAACUAAACAGGGCAAAUUGUAUUGGGUCGCGCUGAUGGGAAUAUCUCGG
Ilyonectria robusta is the source of this 643-nucleotide messenger RNA. RefSeq lists its product as uncharacterized. Lineage: Eukaryota; Fungi; Ascomycota; Sordariomycetes; Hypocreales; Nectriaceae. The transcript has a single exon. The record is from RefSeq and is a predicted model, not a curated record. Bases 1 to 582 code for a protein of 193 amino acids.